AUGAGCUCAUCCGAGGAUGACAUUCCCCUCGUUGGGGGCGGCAAGCUCAAUGGCAACAACAGAGCUCAUUCGCCAAAGUCGAAGGAAACUAUUUCUGCCGAUGUUGAUAGGGAGAUGAAUAAAGAGAAUCCUCCCCAUGGCAGGGGUAUCCAACCCGGCAUCACACUGCGCCACGGCCCGGUUGAAGAGAUGGAUGUCGAUGAGCCUGCCACUAACGGCGUCACUACAAACGGUGAUAUGCAAGGCAAGCGUAAAUCCAGGGCUAGUGUAAAUGGCACGAAGAGCUAUAAGGAGCAAAGCAGCGACGAAGACGAAGAGCCUCUGAGCAAACGUCGCAGAACUUCCGCCGCCAACCGAAAGGCCGAAUCAGAAUCUGACGACGAACCGAUUAUUGCGAAAAAGAAAUCUGGCGCCGGUCUCCCUAAAAAGCCCCACAAAGUGACCAAGGAAGACCUUGGUCUCUCUGAUGAUUCUGAUGCUCCAAUUAGCGCGAAAUUGACCAAGACCAAGGCCUCUAUCGAAAAACAAGCCGAGAAGGAGGCCAAGAAUUUGCGCAAGGAGGAAAAGAAGCCUGCAGCAAGUAAGCGAGCUGCCAAAAAGGAGGAAAGUGAUGACGAGCCGAUUCAGAAGAAACGCCGCGGCACGGCUACGAAGAAGACACCCGUCAAAAAGGAAGAGUCUGACGACGACGUCCCUCUGGCUCGGAAGGCCCCGGCGAAGAAAGCGACUGGAAAAGGCAAGACGGAGGCACCUGCACCUGCGAAAAGGCAGCCUAAAUCCGAUGCAAAAAGCAAGACGCCCAAGCGGGAGCAGACUGAGGAAGCUGGGGAAGACGACGAGGAAGAAUUCAGAUGGUGGGAGAAUCCCAUGAAGGGUGACGGCACCAAGAAAUGGACCUCGCUCGAGCACAACGGUGUCAUCUUCCCUCCGCCCUAUGAGCCUUUGCCUGCGAACGUGAAGCUCCUUUAUGAUGGCACACCAGUCAAGCUCCACCCAGAAGCUGAAGAGGUAGCUGGCUUCUUUGGAAUCAUGCUCAAUUCUACACACAACGUGGAGAAUCCGACAUUCCAGAAGAAUUUUUUUGAUGAUUUUCAGAAAGUUCUCAAGAAAACCGGAGGUGCCACUGAUAAGGAUGGCAAAAAGGUCAACAUCAAGGAGUUUUCGAAACUCGAUUUCCGGCAAAUUUUUGAAUAUUACGAGUCGAAGAAGAUCGCCCGAAACUCCCGAGCGCCUGCCGAGAAGAAGGCCGAAAAGGCUGAAAAGGAGAAAGAUGAGGCGCCCUAUAUGUUUUGUCUUUGGGAUGGCCGAAAGCAGAAAGUUGGAAAUUUUAGAGUUGAACCCCCCGGUCUUUUCCGUGGCCGCGGCGAGCACCCCAAGACCGGCAGAGUAAAGCAAAGAGUUUUGCCUGAACAGAUUACGCUCAAUAUUGGCAAAGAUGCUCAGGUCCCCGCUCCUCCAGAGGGACACCGCUGGAAGGAAGUCAAGCACGACCAGGAAGGUACAUGGCUCGCUAUGUGGACGGAAAACAUCAACGGUGCCUAUAAGUAUGUCAUGCUUGCGGCAAAUUCAGACAUCAAGGGUCAGAGCGAUUUCAAGAAAUUUGAGAAAGCAAGGGAGCUCAAGAAACAUAUUGAUCAUAUCCGAAAAGAUUAUCGCAAAAAUCUUACUGCGAAGCUGAUGGCUGACCGCCAAUUGGCUACCGCUGUCUACUUGAUUGAUCAGUUCGCUCUGAGAGCCGGAAAUGAGAAGGGAGAAGACGAGGCUGACACCGUUGGCUGUUGCUCACUGAAGUAUGAGCAUGUGACACUGAAGCCGCCGAACAAGGUUGUCUUUGAUUUCCUCGGUAAAGACAGCAUUCGCUUUUAUGAAGAGUUUGAUGUCGACCCUCUUGUGUUCACAAACCUUAAGAUCUUCAAAAAGCCUCCGAAGGAGGAAGGUGACGAGAUUUUCGAUAGGCUGAAUACUUCGACGCUCAAUAAGCACUUGUCGGGCUACAUGCAGGGUCUUACAGCUAAGGUCUUCCGUACUUAUAAUGCUUCGUUCACCAUGUCACAGCUCCUGCAAAAGAUGAAGUCGGAGGGUUCUGUGGCCGAAAAAGUCAAAGACUACAACGAGGCCAAUCGCGAAGUUGCGGUGCUUUGCAACCACAAGCGUACAGUCGCAGCUGGGCAUGCCGGACAGAUGGAGAAGAUGGGUGAUAGAAUCAAGGGUCUCCAGUAUCAAAGAUGGCGAGUCAAACAAAUGAUGAUUGAUCUGGAAGGUGCCAAGAUCAAGAAGAAGAAGGGCGCACAGUAUUUUGAGUUGGACGAAGAUCUUGACGAGGAAUGGAUCAAGGAGCAUCAAGCGUUCCUUGUCCAGGAACAGCGCCAAAAAAUCGAGAAGAAGUUCCAGAAGGACAAUGAGAAGCUUGUUGCCGAGGGCGAGAAGGAGAUGAAGACCAAAGAGCUGCAGGAACGUUUGAAGGCCGCGGAUGAGCUCGCCGACAAAUUCAAGAAGGAGAACAAGACGAAGAAGGUCGUUGCCGAAGGCAAGGGUGUGACGCUCGAAAAGCUCGAGGCGAAUGUGGAGAAGCUCGAUCAGCGAAUUACGACGAUGCAGGUACAAGCUCUAGACAAGGACAACAACAAAGAAGUGUCUCUCGGUACCUCUAAAAUCAACUAUAUCGAUCCCCGUCUCACGGUCGUCUUCUCGAAGAAGUUCAAUGUCCCAAUUGAGAAAUUCUUCUCCAAGACACUGCGCGAGAAGUUCGAUUGGGCGAUCAAGUCGGCUGACGAGAACUGGGAGUUUUAA
Xylona heveae TC161 is the source of this 2790-nucleotide messenger RNA. Its product is annotated as topoisomerase I. The transcript is spliced from 6 exons. Gene Ontology annotation, biological process: DNA replication; DNA topological change; chromosome segregation. Gene Ontology annotation, molecular function: DNA topoisomerase type I (single strand cut, ATP-independent) activity; DNA binding. The record is from RefSeq and is a predicted model, not a curated record. Lineage: Eukaryota; Fungi; Ascomycota; Xylonomycetes; Xylonales; Xylonaceae. Gene Ontology annotation, cellular component: chromosome; nucleolus. Bases 1 to 2790 code for a protein of 929 amino acids.